This is a messenger RNA of Meira miltonrushii, 578 nucleotides long. RefSeq lists its product as uncharacterized. NCBI's taxonomy places the organism in Eukaryota, Fungi, Basidiomycota, Exobasidiomycetes, Exobasidiales, Brachybasidiaceae. The annotation marks the transcript as partial. The transcript has 2 exons. The record is from RefSeq and is a predicted model, not a curated record.
CAACAAACAAGUGCAAAUGUACAAACGCGACACGUGACAAUAUGUUAAAAAUUGCAUUUGCAUCUUUUUUUUGGGAAGGGAUAUAAGCAUUUCCUUGACUCCUCGAUCUUCGCUCUUCUUUCGAUGCCAAAGGAAAGCUAAUUUCUCUUCUUUCAACAAACAAAGACUUGAUGUCACAUUAAUAGACUUACUUCAUGGCUCAAGAAGUCAAGGAGAAUGACACAAUCAUUGGCUCCCAGUCAUCGGUCAAAAAGCUCAACAGAUGGGAAGCAACAAUUCAAGAAGAAGAAUUGAUUCAAGCCGCAGCAAUGCCCCUCGAUGAAGUGCCGAGUUGUAUGAAUUGUUUCGAUAAAUGGGCUGCAUGUUUUGCACUGGGUCCACAAAUCCGACACGUCUAUCGUUAUGGAUCGAUCAACAAGUGUCAAGGAAAGAUGGAAGAUUUCAAAUACUGUUUGACGCUUAAAGGUUUAACCCAAGAAGAAUUUCGUGCAAAGUGGAUUCGCAAAAGAGCAGAAGAUUCUGCUAGCAAACGAUUGGAAAAGAGUAGCGAAGACGUUUGGGAAUUACGCAAAGAUCCC